AUGCCUAAGAAAGUUGGUGGUAUGGGGUUCAAAAAUCUAAGUGCUUUCAAUUAUGUCGUGUUAAGCAAACAAGCUUGGAGCCUUAUGACUAAGCCUAACACUCUGGUUUCGUGCCUUUACAAGGCUAGAUACUUUCCCAAUUGCGAUUUUCUAAAAUCAGAGAUUGGACAUAAUCCGAGUUAUGUUUGGCGUAGUAUUUGGAGUGCUAAAUUUAUGGUGCGAGGAGGUUACAAAUGGAGCAUUGGUACGGGCGAGUGCAUCUCGGUUUGGGAUCAAAACUGGUUAUAUGAUAGUUCUGUGGUUUCUAAUUUGUGGCCCGACAAUCCGAUGGUGGAAAAUCUCAAAGUUUCGGAUCUUAUUAACCCAACCGGUAAACAUUGGAAGUUGAAUUUGAUUUAUCCGUUAGUAGGUGGUGAAGUGGCGCAGAAAAUUGUCAACACUCCAUUAUUCGAAGCCGUUCAUGCGGAUAAAAUGGUUUGGAAUCUUGAAAAGAACAGUUGGAGAGACGCACAACAGGCCAGGAGCAUAGCUUCUCCUAUAGAUCAAUCGGUAUCUGAUCCUAAGUGGUGCAAGCCACCCAGCAGUUGGCUAAAAUGCAACAGUGAUGCAUCUUUUUCUAGUAAUAAGGUUGGUAUAUGUGUCUGUAUCAGAAACGAUGAGGGUAUGUUUAUUACAGCACAGACGAAAUGGUUUUCUCCUAUUACUGAUGUUGAUACCGGCGAAGCUCUGGGUCUCUUGGCUGCUAUUAAUUGGGUUUUGGACCUGGGCUAUGAUAAUGUGGUUUUCGAGUCGGACUCUAAAAGUGUAGUGGAUAGUGUGACUAUUCCUAAGCCAAACGACUCAGAUUUCGGCACCAUUACUGGAGUUUGUUUUCAGCUUCUGACUCACUCUACUAGGAACUUUCAGGUUAAGUUCAUUAGAAGACAAGCUAAUGAGGUUGCUCAUGCUUUGGCUAAGACAGCUCCAUCUCUUGCUAGUUUCCAUAUUUUUAACGAUGUACCUACUUGUAUUUACAAUCUUAUUAUUAAUGAAAUGAUUUAG
This is a messenger RNA of Vicia villosa (hairy vetch), 1041 nucleotides long. RefSeq lists its product as uncharacterized. The coding region runs from base 1 to 1041 and encodes 346 amino acids. The record is from RefSeq and is a predicted model, not a curated record. The transcript is spliced from 2 exons. Lineage: Eukaryota; Viridiplantae; Streptophyta; Magnoliopsida; Fabales; Fabaceae. Gene Ontology annotation, molecular function: nucleic acid binding; RNA-DNA hybrid ribonuclease activity.